AAUUUUAAUGUAGAAAUGUUUCUUUCUUUUUGUUUUUUUCCAGCUUUUGCUUUGGUUUCUGAAGAUAUAAAGAAAGAGGUCAAGCAGUCUAAGAAUUUGGAGAAAAGUGGUAUAUCUAAGAAAAAUGAUAUAGAUUUAAAAGAAAUUGUAUUUGUCAUCCAGAGUCAAAGUAAUUCUUUUCAUGCAAGAAAAGCAGAACAGUUAAAAAAAAGCGUCUUAAAGCAAGCUGCAGAUCUUACACAGGAAGGCCCCCGAGUGCUCCUCCUCCACCAGCUUGCCCAGCAGGAAGGCGCAUGGACCAUACUUCCGCUGUUACCGCACUUUUCUGUAACAUAUAGCAGAAAUUCAUCUUGGAUUUUCUUCUGUGAAGAAGAGACAAGAAUACAAAUUCCAGAACUCUUAGAAACACUCAGAAGAUACGACCCAUCAAAGGAAUGGUUUUUAGGAAAAGCCUUACACGAUGAAGAGUCUACAAUAAUUCACCAUUAUGCCUUUUCUGAAAACCCCACAGUGUUUAAGUAUCCAGACUUUGCUGCUGGCUGGGCCCUGAGUAUGCCACUUGUAAACAAGCUUACCAAGAGGUUAAAGAGUGAAUCCCUGAAAUCCGACUUUACGAUAGAUUUAAAACACGAGAUCGCCCUCUACAUCUGGGACAGAGGCGGCGGACACCCCCUCACUCCGGUGCCCGAGUUUUGUACCGACGGUGUGGACGCGUCCUGUGCUACCACAUUCCGUUCUUUUCUGCCGCUCUGUGGACAUCCAGUGAAGAAGGAGGAUAUUUUUGUUGCAGUAAAAACAUGCAAGAAAUUUCAUGGUGACAGAAUCCCCAUCGUGAAGCAGACUUGGGCGGGUCAGGCAGCUCUCAUCGAAUACUACAGCGAUUACGCAGAUGGCUCCAUUCCGACGGUGGAUCUGGGAGUUCCCAAUACGGACAGAGGUCAUUGUGGAAAGACAUUUGCCAUUUUGGAAAGGUUUCUGAAUCACAGCCACGACAGAGUAGCCUGGUUAGUCAUCUUGGAUGAUGACACGCUGAUAAGCAUCUCCAGGCUCCGGCACCUGCUGAGCUGCUACGACCCCCGCGAGCCCGUGUUCCUGGGAGAGCGCUACGGCUACGGCCUGGGCGCCGGCGGCUACAGCUACGUCACGGGAGGAGGAGGGAUGGUCUUUAGCAGAGAGGCAGUCAGGAGACUUCUCGCCAGCAAGUGUCGUUGCUACAGCAAUGAUGCUCCGGAUGAUAUGGUCCUGGGGAUGUGCUUCAGCGGGUUAGGGAUCCCUGUGACACACAGCCCGCUCUUCCAUCAGGCCCGGCCCGUGGACUACCCCAAGGACUACCUGUCCCACCAGGUCCCCAUUUCCUUCCACAAACACUGGAACAUCGAUCCAGUGAAGGUCUACUUCACAUGGUUGGCACCCAGUGAGGAAGACAGAGCCCAGCAGGAGACACAGAAAGGCUUUAAAGAGGAGCUGUAAGGCCCGGCGCCGGGAGCCCAGGCAGGAUGCCAGGCAGAGACCGGCCUCGUCCUGCUGCGGUCCUCACGCUCACGCGCGACACGGGGCACAGCGGCUUCCUGACUUUAGGUGGAAAUUACUGGAUGGUAAUUUCUGAGUGGGGGGGGAGGAGUCAUAGGGAAAACAGAUUUUUUUUUUCCUGAGAGAAAUCACUUCCUUUUGCAUCACGCGGCUGUUGUAAUACGCAGUGAUUACUGUGUGUUUUUCAAGCUGUAAAACAGCAGCUUUGUUUCUGUCACAGGAAAAGAAAUGGCACCAAAGUCUCCUUCCUGCUCUCUCUCCUUUGUAACGGAGGUUUCAGUUGGGCGUGAGGCUGGAGAGACGUGACUGUCUGUCAUCAUACGUGUAAAAUAAAGAAGAGGGGAAGUCCACUGAUCUGGGUAUUACAAUGGGGUGAACUUUUUAACCGUAUUAUUGAUGAUUGAAAUUAUUUCCUGGUUAACUCACUAGGAAUAUUGCUGUAUUAAGGAUCAUUCAUAAACCAUCAUAAAAGUCUAGUGAUGAAAAAUCCCCUGGAGUCUGUAAUCAGGGUUGUUAUGUUUUAUCUAUUUUUCUGUUUGUGCCUCAUAAAAAGAGAGUAAGAAGCCUGCGAGCGUGUUCUACUUCUUUAGAGGUUUGUCUGUGUUCCAUUUCUCCCUGAAGCCCUAUCUUUAUGACCUACUUGUAACACAAGUGUGCUCGCUGCGACCGGAAAAUAGUGUUCUCAACAUUUAAAAACAGUGUCAUAUUUUAUUCAAGUCACUGAGCUCUGUGUAAGUCUCGGGAAGUGAAGGAAGUGAAUUAAAUUAAUUUUACAUGGUACUUUACUCUUAUUUUUAUUUGUAUGCUACUUAAUGAUCCUCUCCAGACUCAGAAUAGGCCCCCCCAGUGUACCCUGAAGCCCCAGUUGGGGUACCAAAUGGUGAUUUGGCAGUUUCCCCAGGCUCUUAAAGAAUGAAAUUUGAAAACAGUAUUUUGAAGCAGCUCUAAUUUCCAAAUCAUAUCUUUAAUAUAUUAUUAAAUACAUUAUUAAUUUGUAAAGAAUACUCUGUAUUUUAAUGUUUUAAUUAUAUAAUUCAGUUUUCUAAAGGUAUUUGUGUAAAAUUUGAUUUUGAUAUGUCUUAAAACUAAUUUUGGUAUAGUAAAAUACUUUCCUCUUUUUUUUAAAUAAAAAUUUCUAUUCAUUAACUUUGCAUAUAAUGUUUUUAUAGCCAAGCACAGGGUUUUAAAGCCAUGUCACCAAAAGUACCCAUGUUUGUGUUUUUAACAGUACAUUUUUCUUGUAGCUUAUAUGCGACUGACUUCCAAAAUGAUGCAAUAGUAUUUACCAUUUUUCCAAACUAGCAAAUACUUGGAUGGGUAUGUUUUCAGUGAUAACUGAAUACAUUGGAUUCAUUUCUGUGAAAGUGGAUUUUGUGGCCUGUCCAAGAAACGGAUCAGGGAUUAUCAGCUGGAUGAGAAGCGCCCUAAGGAUUUAUGGAUCUGGGCAAGCUGUUGCUGAUGACAUCAGCUUUGUUGUCAGAGCUGGGAUUACUGUCACUGUUACGCCCGUCGUGUCAUUGGUAGUAACACUCCUGGAGGGCCUGGCUGCCCAACCCAGGGGGGAAGAGCCUUCACGUCCCACCCCUGCCUGCCAGCCGAACACGCUGCCAGAAAGCAGCGCGUUCACGCGACAGGCUGGUCCUGGCGUCUCUACAUGAAGACCCACGGCAAGCUUUCUCUGUGUACCAUGAUCAGUGCCUUCUACUGAUACCGGAGCACCUUCUCUGGUACCUUUAGGUGUUUUGUUAAUUAUGUUCAUUUUUUGGAACUGUGUAAGCCUAACCCCAAAUAAAAGAUGUUUGCCUAUGUU
This is a messenger RNA of Vicugna pacos (alpaca), 3340 nucleotides long. NCBI's taxonomy places the organism in Eukaryota, Metazoa, Chordata, Mammalia, Artiodactyla, Camelidae. The record is from RefSeq and is a predicted model, not a curated record.